AUGCCAUUCGACAUCAAAAGGACCCUCCGUCCCAAUAUCUUAAAGUUGGAACCCUACCGCUGUGCAAGAGACGACUACAAAGAAGGGAUCUUGCUAGACGCAAAUGAGAAUACUUAUGGUGUUUCUGUAGAACAAUUGUCUGCUCACGAACACGGCUUGGAACUCAACCGGUACCCCGAUCCCCACCAAAUUGACUUGAAGAAACAGAUUUUGGCAUUCAGAAACAAAAAUUUCAACAGGUUUGUGAAAAAGGAAACUCCUUUGCUCGAAGCAGACAAUUUGUGCCUUGGAGUCGGUUCAGAUGAGAGCAUCGAUUUGCUCUUACGUUGUGUUUGUACGCCUGGAAAAGACAAGCUUUUGAUAUGUCCUCCGACGUAUGGAAUGUACUCGGUCUGCGCAACCGUAAACGAUGUGGAAUUGGUGAAAGUGCCACUUACGGUUCCCGAUUUCCAAACCGAUAAUGAAAAGAUUGUCUCCACGAUUGAGUCAGAUUCUAACAUAAAACUUGUCUACUUGACCUCUCCGGGAAACCCCACCGGAAAAUUGAUAGAACCAAAACGUAUCAUUGACCUUUUGGAGAAACUUGACAACUGGAACGGAUUCUUGGUCGUAGACGAAGCCUACAUUGAUUUCACUCAAUUGGACCCAGAAACCUCCACGAGCCAGUCCAUGUCGACUCUCGUCAACCAGUACCCUAACUUGGUUGUAAUGCAAACCCUUUCCAAGUCCUUUGGCCUUGCCGGUAUUAGACUUGGAGUCACAUACUGCUCCAAAGAAUUGUCCUACUACUUAAACUCCAUGAAGUAUCCUUACAACAUUUCGUCGCUAACUUCAGAUAUAGCUACCAGAGCCACGUCUGCUGCUGGCUUGAAGAUUAUGAAAGAUACCGCUAAACUUAUUAUUAGCCAAAGAGAGUACUUGCUUGAACAGCUCCAAAAACUCCCCGGAAUUGGCAGGAACCUCGGUGGCUUGGACUCCAAUUUUCUUUUGCUAGAGGUUUUGGAUAAAUCUGGAGCUCCAUCGAACGAUGUUGCUAAAAAAUUGUACCAAAGAUUGGCCCAAACUCACCAGGUGGUGGUGCGGUUCAGAGGUACGGAAUUGAAUUGUACAGGUGCUCUUCGUGUUACCGUGGGUACUCCAGCUGAAAAUGAAACUUUACUUAAAAAAUUCAGCUCCUGUUUUGAAGAGAUCUACAAUCUAUAG
Messenger RNA from Meyerozyma guilliermondii ATCC 6260, 1203 nucleotides. It is a transcript of the gene HIS5, whose product is annotated as histidinol-phosphate transaminase. Lineage: Eukaryota; Fungi; Ascomycota; Pichiomycetes; Serinales; Debaryomycetaceae. Gene Ontology annotation, biological process: L-histidine biosynthetic process. The record is from RefSeq and is a predicted model, not a curated record. The coding region runs from base 1 to 1203 and encodes 400 amino acids. Gene Ontology annotation, molecular function: pyridoxal phosphate binding; L-histidinol-phosphate:2-oxoglutarate transaminase activity. The transcript has a single exon.